UUAUCUAGUAUAAUGGAAGUAGCUUGUGAAAUUGAAAUGAUUAAAGAUCCCGAAACACGAAAAUCAAAUAUCACAUAUGUGGCAAGACACAUUGAAGAUGCCUUGAGUUCACAACGUGAAUAUCGAUCCGGUUGUGGUGUGCGCUUUAAACAUUGUUUAGCUAAAAGUUGCUGCUUAUGGUUCGGUAAACGUUACGGAAAUUAUUUAAUAUGCUUAUAUCUAAUUACAAAAUCACUGUACAUAUUCAAUGUGGUUGGGCAGUUCUUUUUAAUGAACAAAAUUUUGGGCACGAAUUACACAUUUUACGGUUUGGAUUUACUCCGUGAUAUAAGUGAGGGUUAUGUGUGGCAGGAAUCAGGCAAUUUUCCACGUAUUACGCUUUGUGAUUUUGAAGUACGCAAGGUGGCCAAUAAACAUAGGCAUACUGUACAGUGUGUACUACCUAUCAACAUGUUUAACGAGAAAAUCUUUAUAUUUCUAUGGUUCUGGUUUAUAUUGGUAGCGGCUGUGAAUACAAGUAGUUUUCUAUAUUGGUCAUACAAAUCAAGCUUUCGUGGAACAAGAAUUCAGUUCAUUAGAAAAUUUUUAAAAUUACGUGGAGCGCUAGAACCAGGUGAUAAGAAAAGAACAUUAACAUUUGUUGAUUCAUAUUUAAGACAAGACGGUGUAUUUAUUUUGAGAUUGACAGCACAAAAUGCUGGUGAACUAGUUGCCUCUGAAAUAAUUGAAAAAUUAUGGAAUAUGUACAGAGCGCAUCAAAAUAUAAGCACAACUUCAACAUCUCAGCCACUUUCUUACACUUUGCCGCAACAACCUCAGCUGCCACAGCAUCAACCAUCACACCGAUCAUCACAUCACCACCAUCAUCACCGUUCCAGUACAGCCUCAAGUACUAAUAGGCGUGCAAGCCGAUCGCUUACUCCAGUAAGUCCUUCAGAUUCAUCAGAAAUAAGAAGAAAACCACCUCCGAGCUAUCCGGCUUAUCAUUUACGACCACCACCAGCUAGUCCGGCAGGAAGUCAACUUCCUCCUCCUCUUCCUCCAUCCCUAAGACCAUCAGCACCACCACCUCUUCCUCCAAUACUAGGAAAAACAACUAGUAGUAGCUUAGAUGGUACAAGUAGCUCUAUAACAAGUCAUAGUCAGCCAUCCACAGUAACUGAAAACACUGAUCAGUUUGUAAGAAUGAGAUCUGUUAUUUCAGGUAGUAUAGGGUUUGAAACUUUAAGACCAACUGAAAGUCAGUCAACAGAUUUAUGUACUAACACCGACAUAAAGAAGAGACUACCCACUACUGGGAAUAGCUCUCUCCUGGGUGUAGUUAGUGUUAGAUCUAGUAACUCCACACAACAACAGCAGGCAAAUAAUCAAAGUUCACAGAUCCGUAGCCAAUCAGAAGAAGAUCCUGGAGAAUUUGUCUAAUAUAACAUUAUUUUUCCAUUCAUUGCUGGUAUAACAAAAGACAGCAAAUAUUCCUUCUUAAAAAUCUUUUAAACUGUGAUUUAUAAAUACUUCUCACUGCUUGUAUUCUUUUUGUACAUUCAAUACCUUCCAGCUGCCUGUAUCAACCAGCAUUUACCAUCAAUAAAAUUACUUAAAAAUUGAUUUUCUUAAAGACAUUAACUCCACUCUGAACAUUUCAACUUUCUUGCUGUUUAAAGCGCCACUGCGAUCUAUUUUCAAAGUCUAUUCAUCUUUAUUCAAACAUUUAUCUUUACAAUGCUUAGAUUAUUUUCAGAGUAACAAUUAUAUCAAUGGAUUUAGAGUACAUCUUUUCAAAUUGAGACAAUAGACUGAAAUGUGCUUAAAUUGAAAAUAGAACAUUUAAAUUCAUAAAAAUAUGCACCAAUUGUACAUGUAUGUCCUUGUAUAUAUCUAUGAAUAUAUAUAUAACUUUUGUAAUACUCUAGUCCACUAUGCCUUGCUUGAAGUGAUAUUAUGAAAGCCUUACAUUAGCACAUGCAUAAAAUAACUAAAUAUGUUAGUAAUAUUUUCAUUUCCCUUUCUCAAAACAAUAUCACAAUAAUCAAAACUCCUUAAUUCAAUUA
Molecule: messenger RNA, 2048 nt
Organism: Schistosoma margrebowiei
Lineage: Eukaryota; Metazoa; Platyhelminthes; Trematoda; Strigeidida; Schistosomatidae
Source: the annotation of a GenBank genome assembly